AUGAACGCACAAAGCAGUACGCACCCAGUAAAGGACGGAAAGAAAGAAGAAAUACUAGAAAUAGAAAGAACCAUGCAGGCUCUGUGGAAGGAAAGAAAGGAGUAUGAAAUGGAUGCAAAUCCAGGACAGAAGAAGUAUCUUACCACCUUCCCAUACGCAUACAUGAAUGGCAAGUUGCAUCUAGGGCACAUGUUUAGUUUCAGCAAGGCGGACUUUGCAGCCAGAUACAAAAGAGUCACAGGAUACAAUUCACUGUUUCCAUAUGCAUUCCACUGCACAGGUAUGCCCAUCAAGGCAGCUGCAGAUAAGCUAAAAGACGAGCUCACUGGAGUAAGAAAGACAGGGCAGGCAGAUAUUUUGCGGUCAAUGGACAUUGAAGAAGAAGAGAUUGAGAAAUUUGCAGAUGCAGAGCAUUGGCUGAGGUACUUCCCAGAAAAGGCACAGCAAACACUUGAGAGGUUUGGGGCUUCUGUUGACUGGAGGCGCUGCUUCAUAACCACAGAUAUCAACUGGUUCUACGAUUCAUUCAUACGCUGGCAGUUUGAAAAGCUGAAGAAGCAGAACAGAAUAUCCUUUGGGAAAAGAUACACUAUUUACUGUCCAAAGGACAACCAGCCAUGCAUGGACCACGAUAGACAGUCUGGAGAAGGUGUUCUACCGCAAGAGUACCAGCUGCUGAAGGUUCCUUUCAUGCAAGAGGAAAAGAAGUACACCCUUUUAGUAGUUCAGAAAGAGAAUGCAGCAGCACCAUAUAAGUGCGUAGUAAGCACAGGUGUCACAUACAAUAUCUUGGACAUGCAAGGGGAACUUCUAAUUGCAGCUCCAUCUACUCUGCCAAAUCUCCAGGCGCAGCACUACAGUGUAAAAGUAGUAGGCACAAUUGAAGGAACAUCACUUGUUGGGGGAACCAUUCAGUGCAGCGGAGAAGAAGUAGUCAUUGAAGGAACUGCAGCAGUAACCCUGCCAGCAUCAAAGAUUAUUCUCUCAUCAGCCAGCAAGGUAGAGGAGAAGAAGGAAAACAAAAAGGAGCAACAGACAGAAUAUCCCACUCUACAGUACUACGAGCCGCUUUCAAAGGUAAUUAGCAGAUCAGGUGCAGAGUGCAUCGUAGCCCUUGUGGACCAGUGGCACAUAAACUACGGAGAAGACUCCUGGAAGGCACUCGCACAGGAGUGUCUGGACGAGAUGACACUCACCAAAGAAACACGAGAGGCAAUGAAUUGCGGCUUGGAUUGGCUGUCUAAAUGGGCAUGCAGCAGGAGCUACGGUCUGGGAACACGCAUUCCGUGGGAUACGCAGUAUGUCAUUGACUCACUGAGUGAUUCUACAAUAUAUAUGGCAUUCUACACUGUGAAGCAUCUUCUGUCAGAAGACAUUUUUGGAGAAGUUCCUCUUCUGGACAAGUCCCUGAUUGAUUACAACUUCUGGGAGGCAGUCUUUGGGGAAGAGAACCAGAAGACAGAAAUCUCCACUCACCCAGUGGUUCUUAAACUGCGCAAAGAAUUUGCGUAUUUCUAUCCAGUAGACUUGAGAACAUCCGCAAAGGAUCUAACAAACAACCAUCUUCUGUUCUUCGUGUACAACCAUGUUUCUCUCUUCAGGAAAGAGCUGUGGCCCCAGAGAAUAUUCACUAAUGGCCAUGUCCUUCUGGAUGGAGAGAAGAUGAGUAAAAGUAUAGGGAAUUUCCUUACAGGAGACCAAGCAAUAGAUAAGUUUGGGGCAGAUGCUGUGAGGCUUACUCUAGCCUCAGGAGGAGACACAGGACAGGACAGUAACUUCUCUCAGCAGGCAUGCAAUGCCUCUGUUCUUCGCAUCCACAAGAUAUACAAGCAGCUUUCUCCAAUUUUCAGUGGCUGCAGGUUUGCAUCCCUUGAGGCAGAGAUAGAAUCACUUGAGCUGCAGCUAAAGAAAGAGCUUUCAUCUAAGUUUACACUAGACUCUCUUAUGCUAAACAAGGUUCUCUCCAUAAAGAACCAGACAAUUGACGCGUAUGAAAAUCUGUUCUUCAGAGAAGGUGUCAUGCACGGGUUCUAUACACUUGAGCCACUCAUUGAGCACCAUUCAAAGGCAUCUGACAACCACACGCUCAUAAAGUACGCAUGGCUGGUAUUCCUGGCUUUGAACUACCCGAUCAUCCCGCAUACAACAGAAUACAUCCUGAAGGACGCAACGGAAAAGCCAUUUGGCACAGGAGAGAUUCUUAAGAAGUCAGAGGUAUCACAGAGUAUUGUGGAUAUGGGGCUGUGGAUUGAUAAAGUAGUCGCACACACCAAGAAGGCCAUGGCUAGGUACAGAAAGAAAGGACAGCGCAUAUCCCACAUAGAACUUGCCUUUUUGAAGGAAAUUCUUCCAUGGCACGCAAAGGCAGACACCUUGAAGAGCACUCAGGAGAUUAAGGACACGGAUUGGAAGGCGUACGGUGUGUCUCUUUCUGAUGCCCUGCAGUAUGCAUCUGCAAAGCCAAAGAUACUGCCAGGCAGAAUAGAGGCCCUCACUCUUCUGCACAAAAGAAUAGCACAGGAGCUAGAGCUCACACAGGUUGACUUCGUAGAGGACACGCGCGGUGGGCUUGAUCUUCCCACUGUAAGAAUUCUGAAAUAA
Messenger RNA from Nematocida ausubeli, 2601 nucleotides. RefSeq lists its product as uncharacterized. The coding region runs from base 1 to 2601 and encodes 866 amino acids. The transcript has a single exon. Gene Ontology annotation, molecular function: ATP binding; leucine-tRNA ligase activity. Gene Ontology annotation, biological process: leucyl-tRNA aminoacylation. Lineage: Eukaryota; Fungi; Microsporidia. The record is from RefSeq and is a predicted model, not a curated record.